Neodiprion fabricii is the source of this 716-nucleotide messenger RNA. Its product is annotated as transcription factor MafK-like. The record is from RefSeq and is a predicted model, not a curated record. NCBI's taxonomy places the organism in Eukaryota, Metazoa, Arthropoda, Insecta, Hymenoptera, Diprionidae. Gene Ontology annotation, cellular component: nucleus. The transcript has 2 exons. Gene Ontology annotation, molecular function: DNA-binding transcription factor activity, RNA polymerase II-specific; RNA polymerase II cis-regulatory region sequence-specific DNA binding. Bases 179 to 577 code for a protein of 132 amino acids. Gene Ontology annotation, biological process: regulation of transcription by RNA polymerase II.
CUUCGACUACGGACCAGCUUCGAGCCAUACGAUGACUGGCUGCUUGGUGUACGAAUCGACAAUUUCGAAGCUGGGGAGCCGUCUUUCACGAUGACAAAGCAUAAUAUUGUGAAAAACGGAGAGCUAGGAAAAAGUAGCUCGUUCAUUGUACUGUCCAACUCCUGAAACGAAGCUGAUCAUGCCUUCCGAAGGCAAAAGAAUGAUCGAUAUGGAUCCCCUGUCACCAGGACCUUGCUUAGACAUAAGCGAUGACGAGCUGGUGACGAUUACAGUUCGUGACUUGAAUCGUCAGCUGAAACUUCGCGGAUUGACGAGGGAUGAAAUAGUUCGAAUGAAACAGCGCAGGCGAACACUGAAGAAUCGUGGCUAUGCAGCAAGCUGUCGUAUCAAACGUAUCGAACAGAAGGAUGAGCUUGAAACAGAAAAAACUCAGGAGUAUAGAGACAUGGAGGACAUGCAGGAUGAUAACAACUCUAUGAGAGAGGAAAUAGAAUCGUGGCACAGCAAAUACGAAGCACUAAAAAAGUUUGCCUUAGGUAGAAAGAUCCACAUUCCUGCAGAGUUAGAAACAAUGUAGAAUAUUUCCAAUUUCAUAUUUCCAUACGAACUUGAACUUUUCUUUGCUAUAGUUUCCCUAAUAAAAAAAAUAAAUAAAGAAAUGAAUAGCACAGUUGAAUCAACUCAAAUUAUACUGAAUAAAUAUUAUCCGGCAGAUA